This is a messenger RNA of Penicillium paradoxum, 7788 nucleotides long. Its product is annotated as guanine nucleotide exchange factor DCK1. Gene Ontology annotation, molecular function: small GTPase binding; guanyl-nucleotide exchange factor activity; calcium:proton antiporter activity. Lineage: Eukaryota; Fungi; Ascomycota; Eurotiomycetes; Eurotiales; Aspergillaceae. Gene Ontology annotation, biological process: transmembrane transport; calcium ion transport; small GTPase-mediated signal transduction. The transcript has 3 exons. The coding region runs from base 1 to 7788 and encodes 2595 amino acids. The record is from RefSeq and is a predicted model, not a curated record. Gene Ontology annotation, cellular component: plasma membrane; cytoplasm.
AUGCCCUGGCGGCCGCUGCCUCGGAUCGCCUUUGCCGUGGCCAUAUACCCUUUCAACCCAUCUUCCCCCGCAGACCUACCAUUGGAGCUUGGCGAUGAGCUGUAUAUUAUCGAGCAAGGAGGAAGGGAUGAUGAGUGGUGUCGAGGCUAUUUAGUCGCGCCACCGUCAUUGCUCGCGGGCUUGACAAGCACAAAAGGCCAAACACUCGAAGCUCGCGUGUUCUCGGGUAUCUUCCCGCGGAACUGCGUUGAGAUUCGGGAGGUGCUGGGCGAUGGCGAUGGACAUAAAGCACUACUCAAUGGCGAUCGAAAAAGUCUCGAUCGACUGACCUUGUCAGCUUUGGAGGGUGACUUUAUGUCUCGAAAUAGUCUGACUUACCCCGUGGGUGACUUCCAGGCUACUGCCGAGGUAUCGGAGGUCGUGAUCGCGAAGAAGGGGAGACCCUCCCAGAUUUUUAUUCACAAGAGCGAUGGAUCAGAUCAGACAAGCUCGCGGUGCCGAACGGGUUCAACACCGCACACGCCUGUGUCCUUUGCUCCCCGCGACCCUGAUGCGCCUAAGCCUGCUGCCCCAGUUCCGAUGCUUAAGAUUGGUGAUGAAACUCCGACUUCCCUCACAGAGCCUCUGGUAGAUGAAAUUGCCUCAUGUCUGCGUGAAUGGCAUUCGACUAAUUUGCAUGAGCUGCUUCUGGCCCGCCGCUAUGAUCUGUUGGAAGAACUGUCGAACAUCGUACAAGAGCUGGACUUCGCGAGACGACAAUUACUACACAAUGUUCUGACUGGAAAGGAGAAAGAAGCAUUGCGGGAUGAGACGGUCUGGAAACUUGUCAAAGCAAACAAAAUGCUGAGCGGGGACGUGAUUGUUCGCGAUCCAGAGCAAAGAGGCCGCUUGCUAACGGGUGAUGAUUCGGCUAUCCAACUAGCAAAGCUGCAGUCCGAGAUGAGUAUGCUGGAGUCUCGUCCCACCGUAACAUCGGACGCUACAGCUCUUCACCACUUGUUACUGGAAGUCAACGCAGUAUCUGGGAAUGCACCAGGGCAGGUGACCAUCGGAAUCCAGCUGUUUUCAAGAUCAGACUCCGGCGCACUCAGUCCAUUGUCUGAGACCUUCAGUCUGAGCAUUCCGUCUCUUGAUAAGUUCAUCAACAUGAGCCAAGGCAGUAAACUGAAGACACUAUUCACCGAAUUAGCCGCAACGGAUAUCGGAGAUGGGUCUGCGAAUGGGCGCCAGCUUUAUCUCGUUGCUUGGGUUCGUGCGCCAGAGACACGGUCCACGGUUGAUACCACUCCUGUCUCAAGUCCAUCAAUUUCACGAGACGGCGCCGCCCCAUCCAAGACCGCGUCAAAUGGGGGUGUUCAACCCUCGGCCAAGGGUAGCUUGAAAUCACGACGCAGCAUCAUGUGGACGGGCAAACAGCGUGGACCGAACUUGGAUCAACCACCUAAGGCUACAACACAAGCGGUCCCACGAACUUCGAGCAGCUCGUCUAGUGUCAAAGAAUCAGCCACCUCGCAGCCUACCCCAGCAAAGGAGAUCUCGGCGAUUCGCACUGUCGGCGUCGGGAUACUGGAGAUCUCGCCCAUACUCCGACAAGAAAAAGACGCAGAGCAGGUGAUCAAUAUUUGGUCACCUCGUCGAGACGGCGAGGACGGUGAAGGGCUGACAGAUGGCUUUGACAAGUUGAUUUGCGCCUUACUGCCCAGUCCCACCGGCCGAUAUGUUCGUGCCGAGCCUGCUGCACGUCUACAUAUUCAUCUACGCCCCUUCACCAGCAUCGAUGCCGAAUCUCUGAUACGUCAGAACCCUACUAUAUUACACGACGUCACACUGACACAACGCAUUGGAUUCUCUAAGGCCCCCACCAAGCCAAGAUCCGACAUAUACGUGACGGUCUCUCAAGCGGUGUUUCCCACUGAUGCCCUCUUGUCUCACCCGCAGGCUGGUCAAAUUGCUUUGCAGACGGCCACAGGACUUCACAAUCUUCAACUUACUCUUGAAGUGCGUGAUUCUACAGGAGCACGGAUAGACAAAUGUGUUUUCCCUUCGUCCUCUAAUACAUUGAACACAGCAUGGCGCACAACAAUCGCCCAGCGGGGGUCGCCCUGGAACCAGACCAUUCGUCUCAAGAUUCCUACGGAAAAGAUUCCCGGCUCCCAUAUAGUCAUGAGCGUUGCAGAUGCUCCAGAAUUUCCAUUUGCCCUUGCCUGGAUGCCCCUUUGGGACCAUCAAGCUUUCAUCAAAGAUGGCCGUCAUUCUCUGCUAUUGCAUGCUUAUGACAAGCUGACCUCUAGCAUUGAGAAUGGAAAGGGUGCUUACUUGAACCUACCGUGGAGUGCACUGGGCAAGAAUGAAUCCGCCAAGGAUGAAGCUCUGACGGGUCCAUUGGCGACUUUGCACCUUGAAACCCACCUCUGCAGCACCGAAUAUUCCCAGGAUCAAGUCAUAUUGAGUCUUCUUAACUGGCGGGAGAGACCCGUCGAUGAAGUUUUGGAUACCCUCAAGCGAUUAUUGUUCGUUCCUGAGAUCGAGAUCGUCAAGCAACUCAGUGGCGUCUUCGAUGCGCUAUUCGGAAUCCUGGUUGAGAACGCUGGCGACGAAGAAUAUGAGAAUUUGAUUUUCAAUGAUCUUAUCACUGUUCUAGGAAUUGUUCACGAUCGACGAUUCAACCUCGGCCCGCUGGUCGAUCGCUACGCCGAUGGCCAGUUCAAUUUCCCAUUUGUCACCCCGUGUCUUAUUCGAAGCUACCUACGACUUCUGAAUGCAGCGACCGACAGUACGCAAUCUCGCAAUCUUCGCGCCGCCUUCAAGGUGGGACGUCAUCUAUUGAAGUUCAUUAUCAAGGCUCGCGAGCAGCAAAAGGCCAAGGAGGAAGGCAUUGGCAUCACUACGGUGCAAUCUACCUUCAACAGAGACAUGCAUACCAUCUUCAAGUCUCUGGAGACUUUGAUGAAAAAUUCCUCGCCGGCUUUGGUGGGCAGCAAAACACUGGUGGUUCAGCACUUCCAUACGUGGCUACCUGAGCUCUCCAAUGUUCUGAGCAAGGAUGAAAUGAUUAUGAUCGCUCUGAGUUUCAUGGAUUCAUGCAAGGAUGUCACUGGUAUGUUGGUUCUCUAUAAGCUGGUUCUCAUCCAGAACUAUACCCUAUUCGAGGUCUUCUCGUCCGGUGAAGAGAGACAAACAUUGAUAUCCAGCUGUAUUGGCUGGUUGGCGCCCUACUGGGGCUCCACCCCGAGCGUCUCGGACUUAUAUCGGGACCAGGUACGACUGAGCUGUUCAAUUGUGGCCCAGUUGCUCAGCCAGUCAGAUCCUCUGCUUUUCGGAUUUAUGCCAAGCAUUGUGGCCUCCUACUGUGCCAUCUCUGCUGAAGGAGUGGAUGAGACGGAAUAUCUGUCCCUGCUGUUCAGCAAGGCGUUCCCCUUCCAGAUGAAGACCGCCAAGUCUUCUCAAAGCUUUGAUGAAUCUUUGGUUGAACUAUCCGCGCUUAUGGCUGCUAUCUCCAAGAUACCGUCUCCCAAACUUCCCUCCCUGAAAGAACUGGAACUUGCGACAUUUGUUGCUCAGACUAUCGAGGCCCAUAACUCCAUCCUCGACUGCGAAGCUUAUCCCGAGACCUGGUUCAGUAUUCAUGUGUACAAUCACCGCGCAACUAUCAAAAGUCUUGAACAUAUUGCAAUGUUGUUAAUUGAUAGAUUGCUUCCGGCACCGGACGAUGCCGAUACGUUUGAUACCAAGUUGUGGGAGUCAUUCUUUACAACGCUGUUGAAGGUCAUUUCAAGCGAUGUCCUUGCGCUGGAGACUUUCCCUGAGCAGAAACGCCGGGCUGUCUGGAAGAUUGCGGGCGAUGUGCGCGAGCAAGGAGCGGACUUGCUGCAAUGUACCUGGGAAGCCAUUGGCUGGGAGACCACGGAUGAAGAGAGAGAACGCUUCAAUUUGAAGAAGCUGGGUGGUUAUCAGGUUCAAUACGUCCCUGGUUUGGUACCCCCAAUCAUUGGUUUGUGUCUCAGCGUCCACGAGGGACUUCGACAUGUUGCUGUUCAGAUCCUGCAGACAAUGAUCCUCAGUGAAUGGGAUCUCAACCAAGAUAUUUCUAUCAUUGAAACGGAGAUCAUCUCCAGUCUAGACACUCUCUUCAAGUCCAAGCAGAUGAGUGAGAGUGUUAGCCAGAAGAUCUUCGUCGGCGAGCUGUUGGAUCUCUUUGAGAGUGACGCGGUAUCUGAUGGUCUAUUGUCAAAUGCUGUCAAGAGUCUUGUUGGUACAGUUGAUGAGCUCUUGGAUCUUCUGGUAGCUUCCCAGAGUGGUGCCUCAACCCAGAGUCUUCACGCUCUGAAACUUAUGGAAUACAUGAAAGACAUGGGUCGUGAGGAUAUCUUCAUUCGCUACGUUCAUGAACUCGCCGAUGCCCAGGCCGCUGCAGGCAAUUACACUGAAGCCGGUCUUGCUCUCCAGUUCCAUGCCGACCUCUAUGAAUGGGAUCUCAACAAGCCGUUGCCGGAGCUGCUUACUCCUGCAUUCCCAGCCCAGAAUGCGUUCGAACGAAGAGAGGCUUUGUACUUUUCCAUCAUCCAACACUUCGAAAAUGCCAUGGCCUGGGCCCCCGCUCUGGCUUGUUACAAGGAGCUUGCGGCACACUAUGAGCACACUACCAUGGACUUCGCCAAGCUCUCCAGAGCUCAAAGCUCGAUGGCCCGAAUCAACGACUCCGUUGCUAAAGGCGGCAAACAAUUCCCACGUUACUUCCGCGUUGUCUACAAGGGUCUUGGAUUCCCUCCCGGCCUGCGCGAUAAGGAGUUCAUUUUCGAGGCCUUGCCGACAGAACGCAUGGCUUCUUUCGUGGAUCGUAUGCAGCGGGAACAUCCUACUGCGCAGAUCAUGUCUAGUGGCGAUAUUUCUGAUUACGAAGGCCAAUUCCUUCAGAUCAGCUCCGUCAGCGCUCACCGCGAUGUGUCUCACCCUGUCUACCAGCGCUCGAAGGUCCCAUCCUCUGUCCGCGAGCACCUGCUGAUCUCUGAUCCAUCUCGUUUCUCGGCUACGUCGCGACGACACACGAGCAGCUCGGAUGUUCGUGGGCAAUUUGUUGAGAAAUUUGUUUUCACUGUCUCGGAGGCGUUCCCGAACAUCCUUCGUCGCAGUGAGAUUAUUUCCGCCCAGGAGAUUGCUCUGUCACCUCUGCAAACUGCCAUUGAGCGAACGUGGCGCAAGACCCAGGAGCUUCAACUCAUUGGGCGCCGUGCUGCGUCGGGAGAAGAUUCUACUCUGUCUAAUUUGACUGAAGCCUUGGAAUCACUUCUAGAGGCCCGAUCGUCAAAUUCCAACUGCGUGGCAUUAUACCGCAUCUUCCUUCUCGAUGCGGAAGCUGCACGGAACAGGCUCCUUGAGGAAAUUGAGGAAAAUGCCGAGAUGGUCGAAACACAGCAACCUGUGGACCCCAUGGAGAAUGCGCUCUCUGUCGCCCUUCUCGACCACGCCUUGGCCAUCAAACACGCAUUAUCUCUCUACCAACGUCCCGCUCAUCAAGCUACUCAAGCCGAACUGCUACGACGCUUCGAAGAUGUCUUCGAGCCCGAGCUCGAAACUCUCGUCGCAACUUCAGUCGAGUACACCACGCCUGCACCCACACAAACAGCCCGUCGAUCCCCCUCCUUGAGUGACAAGCGCCGGAUCGCACCUCUCCAGCGAGCCGCAACUCAAGAACAAGAGCUCAAUCGCUCGGCCCGAGGCAAUGCCCACGCACGCAAGCGCUCCGAGAGACAAUCUGUCAGUCAGCGGAUCAGCAUCAUCAAUCCUUUCAAGCGUUCUCAUGGCGCCACAAACUCCAUCUUCACGAUUCAGCAACUCGACAUCAAGGGUCAAGUAGCGGGCGAACAGGACGAAGCUGUCGAUGAUGACACGGCCACAAUCCACAGUCGCACUACCAGUCAUUCCCGCGGCGGCCGAAGCGAAAAGCGCCGCAGCUUCUUCGGCAGCGACAAGAUAUACAAGCACGGCUCGUCGACUUCCGUCACCAAUGCCGGCCACGAAUCACAGACUUCACUGAACGUACACAAUGCUGCCCACGACACGGCCGCCCGCUCCCACGACGGUCGUAGUCGCGCUGGCUCCCAGCAGCGCGGCGCUUCUGCUACUGGUGCAGCUACAGACCGGGCUGCCCCCGCCUCCAGCGGCGGGUGGUCGACACUCCCAUCCACGCGCGAUUAUUCACGACCUGUUACGCGGGACAGUAAUACAGCGCCGAUGACGACUGCGAAUGGGACGGCGCCGUUAUCCCCUGUGCUGAAUAAUAGUCACAGCGGUAUGCGGGAUUCGGUGUUCCGUCGGUUCAGUAUGCUCAAGGGCGUCGGUCGCAAGAACAGCCGGAUGGAUUUCAAAACCAAUGCUAAUCCAAAUUUCCGCGCCAAUUUCCGACGCCACACUUUCGGGCCACGAAGCAUGAGCUCCGGAAACAAUGGCUCGUUGAACGCCAGUGAGCGUACCGGGCUACUCAGCUCACACCGCAGCUCUUUCGCCGGUCUUGCGCCCCAUGAGCAUACCGAGCAUGGCCAGCAUCACCACCACCCCAAGGAUAACCGGGUUUGGGUGCGAUGGCCCAUGCAGGUCGUCCAUCUAACAUGGAAGACCCUGGUCCGUGACUAUGUGAAUAUCCUGCUUAUUUUCGUGCCGUUGGGCAUCGUUGCCGGUGCCCGUGAAUGGGAUUCUACCGCUGUCUUUACUCUCAAUUUCUUUGCUAUCGUUCCCCUUGCUGCACUGCUCAGUUUUGCUACCGAGGAGCUGGCCGCUACUAUGGGUCAAGCCCUCGGUGGCCUCAUGAACGCCACUUUUGGAAAUGCCGUUGAGUUGAUUGUUAGCAUUAUUGCCCUGAAGCAAAACCAGGUCCGUGUUGUCCAGGCUAGUAUGUUGGGUAGUAUUCUGUCCAACAUUCUGCUUGUUCUCGGUUGCUGCUUCUUCGUCGGUGGACUGCGGUACCGGGAACAGUCCUUCAACAGCACCGUGGCUUCAACCAUGUCCUCGCUUAUGGCCGUGGCAUCCGCUUCGCUGAUCAUCCCAGCCACCCUCUACGCCGCGAUCUCGAAUAACGCCCGCUCCGGGCCUGAUGCCAUUACCGGUGUCCUCAACCCGGACCAGGAGGCGAAUAAGAACAUUCUCAUCUUGUCCCACGGUACCUCCAUCAUCCUGCUGAUCAUCUACGUCAUGUACCUCUACUUCCAACUGCGAUCGCACUCCGAUCUCUUCGAGGAGACCAACGGAUGUGACACCGAGCACCUCGCUGGCGGCGAGGUGAUGGCCGAGGAAGAGGAAGAGGAGCGCAUUCUGAGCCCCUGGGCUGCUGGUGUGGCUCUCGUCGUCGUGACUAUCCUAGUUGCCAUUUGCGCCGAUUACUUGGUCGACAGCAUCGACAGCAUGGUCCAGAAAACCGGCAUGAGCAAGACCUUCAUUGGCCUGGUCCUGAUCCCGAUUGUCGGUAAUGCCGCGGAGCACGUCACAGCCGUUGUAGUUGCGUACAAGAACAAGAUGGAUCUGGCGAUUGGAGUCGCAAUCGGUAGCAGUUUGCAGAUUGCGCUCUUUGUCACUCCGUUCUUGGUUAUCCUUGGCUGGAUCAUGGGUAUUGAGAUGACUCUGCACUUCCAGACUUUUGAGACUGUUGCUUUCUUUAUCUCUGGUCUGGUGGUGACUCUGCUUAUCCAGGAUGGAAAGUCCAACUACCUCGAGGGUGGCAUGUGCCUCGGCAUGUAUGUCAUACUUGCCUUGGCUUUCUAUGUCUACCCUGAUAACGUCACGGACGUUUCCUCUUAG